AGCGCUUUAGCCAUGAAGAAUAUUGAAGAUUUCAAUGAUGUUGAAUAAAAGAGAAAAAUUUAAUGUUUUCUUGUAAAAAUCUUCGCUUUUGAAGCGAAUUUAUGUACUGUAGAGUUGUCUUUUGUGCUCGAGUAAAAGAUCAAGCAGAAUGAAGCCGAAUCAGGAGACAAAUGCGUCUGGGUAUGUAUCUAUUGUUGCUUGGUGAAAAAGCAGGAAAUACGGCAAAUACCAUCUUUGUUUAUUAAUCCAGGGGAGUUUCACUAGUUUUCUGCUAAAGAUUUUCGUGUUAUUUUAUAUCUGCGCCAAAAUGAUCGAAAAUUGAAAAAGCUUGCGCUUGUAGUACAGCAGUAUCGAACUUAAAAGUUUUAUUUUGUGCAGGAAAUCCAGACUGCAAAGUUUGGAAAUUGCGCGCGGAAGAUUUCCAAAAUUUAAUAGUAAAUAUAUAGAAAGAAAUAUAUAAAAAAUGCGCGCGGAAGAUCUUCCGCGUGCGGUGGAGAAAAUGCAGUCUGGCAGGAAAUAUUUUUUCCUUGGGAAAAAUGCGUAGAAAACUAGAAAUGUUAGAUAUUUUCACAGAAAGUUUAUGCCAGACCAAGGAUCCUGCAGUCAGAAAGUGUUUUUGUCAAAUACGAAGAUCAGAAAUCUGCUUGGUUCUUGGCUCACAAAAACAUUUUGUGCAUAUUGAAAUUCUUGGGUUAGCACUUUUUUCCAUCCAGCAAACCGCCCUAUCGAUUUUCUAAAGGUGUUUUUUAAUUUUUUUUUUAUUAAUUCAGUUAGGGUUGCGGUUAGGGGUUAGAGUAGGGGUAGGGUUUAGGUUAGUUACAUAGCCAUUUAACACUUCUUUCAUCUUCCGAAAAUGACGUUAGGUCAGUUCGCUGGAUGGAAAAUAGGGCUAACCAUAUUCUUGAGAAACUUCGCAGUUUUUUACAAUUUGAAAAAUUUUGUGCAGAUUUCCAUAAUUGGAAGAAGUUUCGUGCACGAAAACUGAUUUCCUCCAAAGCCAAAACUUUACAGACUGGUAUAUGUUGUACUCAGAACUUUCAUAACUCAUCGAUCUACUACUACAAGUCAUAUUAAAAGUCAUCUUAUUGAAUUAUAUUUGUUUACAUUUUAAUUUAGUUUGUCAGAGCUGCCUGGUUUUGAAAAUGUAAAUCUGGAAAGUAUAAAUGAAACUACGCUGAGCUCAGAAGACCUAGAGUCGCAUAAAAAACAAUUAUGGUUAAUCAAAGUCCCAUACGAGGUAAAACUUUCAUUCGCUUUUAGCUGUUGGCAUUUGCAUCCCUAUUGAGCCUGUUUUGAUUUUAAGCCCUGGGUCAACUAGGAAGUAUUGUUGUGAAAACAUAGUUUCCUUCCAAUGUUUCGGCAUGUUUCCAGAGUGGGCAAACACUAGGAAACAUUAGUGAGGAACAUAGAGAAACAUCAAAUGUUUCUGAAUUUGCUAGGAAACAUUUUUGCUUCUCGGGAAGCAAAUUUUGUUUCCGCAACGUUUCCACGGGUGGGCAAACAGGGAAACAUUUGAGGAAACAUUGAGAAUCAAAAAUGUUUCCACAACAAUGUUUCCUAGUUUGCCCAGGGCUUUAGUUGUCUUGUAAAUAAAACAUAUAUUUUUUGCUAUUCCCUCUCUUUAGUUUGAUGUAUCAAAGUUAUCAGGAACAACCGUGGUUUUGAACGGAAGUCAGGAUCUUACAAUUAAACAGGAUGACGAGGUUAGUUGUCUUGGGCGGUCUGUACUAGUGUAGGGCAAAUCUUCCCUGGGGGCCCCAUGACAUCAUUAUUUUUAAACUAGACCAUAGCUAGACUUCAUAUGGGUGUACUGUAAGGGGCCCUCAACUUCAAAAAUGCUCUGAUCAAUUUAAAGAACCUACUCAAUUUUAGCCUCUCGCUCUCAAGUUGGGGCCCAGGGCAAUUCCCCCCCCCCCUGCUUGUCACAUAUUAUUAUAUAUUUUUGUCUUCUUUUAGAAAAAUGACAGAAGAUAUGAAUGUCGAGCCUCGAAGUAUGGCCAAAAUGAGGUUGGUUUAUCACAGAUAAUCUGAUAGAUUAUCAGUGAGUAUUUAAUCCAUUAGGAUGCAUUGUAACAUAAUCCACCCUACUUUAUUAUUUUACUUUGUCUAAUGCCAGGUGAUUUUACUUGUCAAGGGGAGAGCGCUGCCACUCAAUGGGUUAAUUUAACCAGAUUAUCUGCCCAUGUGUCUAGUUAACCCAUUAAGUUGCAUUGCUUCCUACUUUAUUAUUUUACGCUGUCUAAUGCCAGGUGAUUUUACUUGUCAAGGGGAGAGUGCUGGCCCUCAAUGAGUUAGCAUUCAUUUGCUUUUAUCUUGCAUUUUUUAUUUCUUCACAUAGUCUUGUCAUUAUAAAAUGGUUGUACCGUCAAAGACUAAAGGUUGUCUCAAUGUGGGUGAGUGUAAGCAAUUGCAGGCUUUCUUGUCAUCCUACUUUUCCUAUUUUUCUUCAACUUUCCUACUUUUCCUAUUUUUUAUUAAAAAUUGCUUGAUUUUCCUACUUUUUCUCAUAAAAUCCUACUUAAUUUUUUCCCUAUUUGUGUCCCAGAUGAUAAGAUCUCAGGAAGAGAAGAAGUACAUUUUCUGAGUAUAAAAUUCCAUAGCAUCUCUAUAUAUACAAAUAUACAAUCAUAAUCAAUAAAUUAAUGAAGAAUCUGAAAAUGCCAUUUCCGACGAUUUAGAGAUGUCAAUUGGGGCUUUGCCCUGUUUCUUUCUCCUGUUGUCACUGUAAAGCUGAUAACUAAUUCAAUAAAUUCAAAUUCAAUUCACACCCCCCUCAGUUAUUCAAGCAUCAUAUGCUCCUGCCACACAGUGUGGAUUAAUGGUGGCGCAGCCAAAUACAUGCACUUGCACGCAUAACACAUUUAAUAUCAUUCUAUAAAUGUCUAUAUUUAUUAAUAUCUAAUUUUAAAAGUUUUGAGAAACAAAUCCUGCAUAGAUGAAUGAGCUAUAAAAAAAAUAUUGAGCACCAAAAAUUCACACAACUUCUCUAUCAGAUAUCUAAUGGUCCACCGCUUACCACAUAUAUCCUAGGGCGCCAAUUUUGUAUAUUUUUGUGUUAUUUGCAUCUCCAAAAACUCCUACUUUUGUCCUACUUUUCUACACAUUUUCCUACUUUAUUCCUACUUUUCCUAAAAUUCUAGUCCUACUUUUAUCCUACUUUUCUACACAAGGGUGCCAGAAAGCCUGCCAUUGUGAUAUCCAUUUUAGAAAAGCGAAAAAGGUUUUACUGUAUAUGUUAGAAGAUGGUCUGGCUUAGAAAAGAGUGUAAUUUCAAGCAUACAAGCCACAUAAUUAGCCAAAAAUAGGAUGGCAAGGUUUAUUGUUAAAAUAUUGGUAUACAGCUCUGUAGUGUAAUCCGCCUUCUAAAAGUUUAUCAUUCUACUAUUCUCUAUCACGAUACAGCUAAGGAUUUUUCGGGUCACAUGGACAUUAUCCAAACAGUCAAAGUUCCCAUGCUCAACUAUCCCUCUGCACCACCUCCAAUGUACACAGAUAUCCCCAAGGGACUCAAACCACGAUGGAAACCGUUUGGACAUCGUAAGUUGCUUUACUUUAAAAAACAUUUUAACAACCGUUAAGUCGUCCCGAAAAUAUUUCGCUCAUUCCACGUUUUUAUUCCGAUCAGGGACUCCACCAAAAAUAAAUAAACGAAAGAUGGUAGAAGAUGACAAAAGUCUCAAAGUCGGCGAAAAACGAAAACGAGUUGAUCGGAAAAAAGGAGAAAGUCAUGAAAGUCCCAAGAAAAAGAAAAAGAAGAAAAAAACGAAGAAUGAGUCUGGCUAUGGAAGUGCGUUACAGCUCGAUGAUGUAAGAUAUCUCAAAUGUGGUGGU
This is a messenger RNA of Paramuricea clavata, 3831 nucleotides long. NCBI's taxonomy places the organism in Eukaryota, Metazoa, Cnidaria, Anthozoa, Malacalcyonacea, Plexauridae. The record is from the annotation of a GenBank genome assembly.